AUGGCAGGAAAGGCGGAUGGAAAGAGCCAGAAUGGCAAUUUCCGCACUGACACAGCCAUUUCUGGCAACCGUGCUGGCGAACAGCGCGUUCUGCAAAGAUGGCAACCCGACACCCCAUCAUCAAACGUUGAUCAUAGUCUCGAGAAGUCUAGUGGUGGUUCCUGGAACCAAUUCGAGACUAACGAACGGCUCUUCGGCCUCAAGACUGACUACGAUGAGAAUAUGUACACUACUCGAAUCGACAAGAGCAAUCCCAAAUAUAAAGAAAGAAUGGCCAUUGCCGACAAGAAGGCCAAGGAGAUCGAGGCGAGCGUUGCAAGUACCUCUCAUGUGGCAGAGGAGAGAGUAAUGGACUUCGUCGGCGGAGAUAAUGGCGGUGAUGAAGAAGACAAAUACAGCGGCGUCAAACGUCAACAGCAGAACGACUUUCCUCCUUUGCCGGGCGGCAGAGAGAAUAAGUACACUCCACCAGCGCGCAGAGCUCCAACGGGCUCGGCAACCGUGAAGGGCGCUCCAUUUGAUCCCGCGAUUAUCUCUUCGCAACUGAAAUCCCACAAGCCGCAAACUGUUGCUAAGCCAGCAGAUGAUCUCAAGACUCGUGCUGCACCAGCCGAGACUGCUACACCAGCUGCACCUGCAGCCAAGCCUGUAGAGCCCAAGUCUGAAGCGGCUGCUGAAACUUCUCAGAAGACGGCUGAUACCAAGGCUGCACCCCAAGCUGCUGCACCAUCAAAGCCAUCUACUACGUCAGCUCGAACCAUGUCUCCUCAGAACAAGGAUGCAGCACCUGCUCCGAAUGCAACUGAGACGGUAGAACGCGAUGUCUUGGUGUCAUUCAAGGCCUUCGCCAACCAACAGCGACACAAUGCCGAAAAAGUUAGAAGCUCUAAGGCUCGAGCCGACAAGGAGGUGAAGUUGACGGAGCUGAAGAAGUUUGCUUCCAGUUUCAAGCUACCCACGCCUGUACCCGUCGAUCUUAUUGGUAUCAUCGCUAAGGAUCCUGCCAAGCAGAAGGCCAUUCAGGAGAAGGCCGCAAGAGAUGCUGCAGAGUGCCAGCGGCAAAAGGAAGAGGACAAGGCUGCAUCGCAGAAGAAGCAAGUCCCGACCCCCAAAGAUGGCCAGGCCGGCACAUCUUCUCAGGCUCCUCAAAAUGAUCGUACACGUGCUAGUGGUGCUCCGUCGUCUUCACAGCCUGCUGCAGCUGCAGCUCGGCACCCUGGUGCCCGCUCAAGCUAUGUCCCUCAGCCAUAUCCGCCCUAUAGAAACGGAGCCUCGCACAUGGGACCAGCUGGUGGACGCCAAUCUCAAGGGUUGGCUGCCCGUAUCCAGAACAACCAGAAGAUGGGUGGAGAUAUGCGCCAGCCGCCCACUGGUCCUGCUAAUGUCGAUCCGUCAUUCGGCCGACGAGGACCAAUGCCAGGUCAUAUGAACAAGCUGAACCCCAACAGCCACGAAUUUAGACCUAGUCCAUUUGCUGCGGCUUUCAGUCCCAACGGCCAUCCUAGUGCAGGAUCAAGUCCCAAGUCGGCUUUGAACAACGUUGAUCCUAACGCUGCAUCUAAUCAUGCGGGCGUUGUCACUUUCAUUACCAGAAAGAAGACAGCCCCGAACGCGAAGAAGUGCAACAUCUUGUCCCACCUCAAGGGCCAGAAGAAGCCGGAGGGAAAGAACUGGGCCGACAAUGACGGUUACAAGCCACCUUAUGAUACUGCACCUGCCUGGCGCCAGGCUCAGGACGAUGAGAAGCCGGACUCAACAAUGCGUUUGUCUUACACGGAGUAUUUUGAACGACAACCGUUCGCCACACACCCAACACCUAACCCUUCGCAUGUUAUGCCGCAAAUGGCCCACCAGCACCAGUUGCCGUUCCACUUGCAACAAGGCGCUCACAAUGUUGGACCUCGCGUUUCACCUCACGUCCCACCGGUUCCAAUCCACCCAGGACAGCAUGGCCCAAUGGCUCACGGGCCCUUCAACGGAGCGGAUGACCAUAGAAUGAUGCACUCUAACUCAUCGCAGUCCUACUCCUCGCCACGUGUCGGGCCGGUCUCAGCAGCAUACCCUCCCAACAUGAAUGCUCAGGGUCAGGUGCCUUAUGCCCAAAACGGUAUGCCGUUCAUGACCGGAAACCCUCAGCAAAUGGGCUACAACCCCCGGAGCUUUUCGAACAAUCCGGGAUACAUGCCUCCCCAAGGAGUGCCAAUGGGAACACCCGUCAUGAUGCAGCCUCAGUUCGUGACUGCCCAGGGUAUGCCGGGCGGACAGAUGCAGAUGUACGGUGCUCCGCCGUUCAUGCCUCCCGGUGCCGUCCCGCCUCAGCCUAUGCCUGGAGCUAACGGCUAUCCGAGCCCUGGUCGACCUGCCGCCACAAUGAUGGUGCCGCAAGGUUCCCAAUCGGGACAACCCAUCUACGGAAUGAGUCCUGGCAUGCAAUAUGGACAGCCAGUGUUCCCACAACAAAGUCAAAUGAACAACAUGAGAGGCUUCAGUAAUCCGGGUUAUCAGCAAUACGGAUCCAGUCCUCAACAAAUUCAUCAAUACUCCCAGCAGCAUCGAAAUGGAAGUAACAACUUUAACAACAAGAACUUUCAGGGACACAAUCAACACCAACAGCCGCAAGCUGGUCACCCAGUCCCUUCAGGGCCCCACGGACGCACUCCCGAGGGCACUGAUGAGGCCAAGUGA
Molecule: messenger RNA, 2685 nt
Organism: Pestalotiopsis fici W106-1
Lineage: Eukaryota; Fungi; Ascomycota; Sordariomycetes; Amphisphaeriales; Sporocadaceae
Exons: 4
Coding region: 1-2685 (894 amino acids)
Biological process (GO): cytoplasmic stress granule assembly
Cellular component (GO): cytoplasmic stress granule
Molecular function (GO): RNA binding
Source: RefSeq, a predicted model, not a curated record